Molecule: messenger RNA, 1422 nt
Organism: Sorex fumeus (smoky shrew)
Lineage: Eukaryota; Metazoa; Chordata; Mammalia; Eulipotyphla; Soricidae
Gene: INHBC
Product: inhibin subunit beta C
Exons: 3
Coding region: 194-1255 (353 amino acids)
Biological process (GO): SMAD protein signal transduction; BMP signaling pathway
Cellular component (GO): extracellular region
Molecular function (GO): hormone activity; cytokine activity; growth factor activity
Source: RefSeq, a predicted model, not a curated record
ACUGGCUUCAUCUCUUCAAUCCGAUGUUUGGCCGCUCUAAGCCCUGUAACGAGAAGGUGAUGCCAGCUGGACCCACGCUCCUUCCAGGGCCCCUGGCAGCCAGGACCCAGCGGAGACCACAGCUCUAAGCCCCCGUGGCCCUGGCCUGCAGCUCUGUCUCAGCUGUGUCCCUCUAGGAGGACCUCCCUCAACAAUGACCUCCUCACUGCUCCUGGCCUUCCUGUUCCUGACCCCCACUGCCGGGGCCACUCCCAGAGCUGCCAGUCCCUGUCCAGCAUGUGGGGGGCCCACCGUGGACCUGGAGAAUCACCGAGAACUGCUUCUUGAGCUGGCCAAGAGAAGCAUCUUAGACAAGCUGCACCUCAGCCAGCGCCCCACCCUGAGCCGGCCGGUGCCCAGAGCCGCUCUGAAGACGGCACUGCAGCGCCUCCCCGGGCCCCCACAGUGGCUGCUGCGUGAGGCUGACAGGGGGCAGGAAUAUGAAAUCAUCAGCUUUGCUGAGACAGGCCUCUCCGACAUCAACCAGACUCGUCUUGAUUUCCACUUCUCUGAGAGAAGUGCUGGGGGCAUGGAGGUCCAGCAGGCCAGCCUCACGUUCUUCGUGCAGCUCCCUCCCAACACCACCCAGACUUCGACGGUCAAGGUCCUGGUCCUAGGCUCACGUGACACAAACCUCACCUUGGCCUCUCACCACCUGCUAGAAGUGCACACCAGUGGUUGGCACCAGCUCCUCCUGGGACCCGAAGCCCAGGCUGCCUGCAGUCAGGGCCACCUGACCCUGGCGCUGGUACCUGAGAACCAGGUAGCCCAAGGUCCGGUCAUCCUGGGGGGUGCUUCCCGCAGGCCCUUUGUGGCGGCUCAGGUGAGAGAUGGGGGCAAGCACCGGGUGCGCCGGCGGGGCAUCGACUGCCAGAGUGGGUCCAGGAUGUGCUGCCGACAAGAGUUCUUUGUAGACUUCCGUGAGAUCGGCUGGCAUGACUGGAUCAUCCAGCCCGAGGGCUACGCCAUGAACUUCUGCACGGGGCAAUGCCCGCUGCACGUGGCGGGCAUGCCUGGCAUCGCUGCGUCCUUCCACACGGCAGUGCUCAGCCUUCUCAAGGCCAACACAGCAGGAGGCACUGCUGCAGGGGGGUCCUGCUGCGUGCCUACAGCCCGGCGCCCGCUGUCUCUGCUCUACUACGACAGGGACAGCAACAUUGUCAAGACCGACAUCCCAGACAUGGUGGUGGAGGCCUGUGGGUGCAAUGCUGACUGACUGCCGGGCCUGCCUGCUCCCACUCUCCUCACACAGGCGCCUCAAGCAGCUAUUAUGUCUGUCCCAGGCCUCUUCCCUCCCGGCUGCCUCUUCUUUCUUAGGCCCCCUGGACCCGCCUCAACCAUCUUCGCUGGACUCGACUAAUAAAGACCUGAGUUUUACCUGCU